Messenger RNA from Colletotrichum navitas, 703 nucleotides. RefSeq names its product PHF5-like protein. Gene Ontology annotation, cellular component: U2 snRNP; precatalytic spliceosome; catalytic step 2 spliceosome. Lineage: Eukaryota; Fungi; Ascomycota; Sordariomycetes; Glomerellales; Glomerellaceae. The record is from RefSeq and is a predicted model, not a curated record. The transcript is spliced from 2 exons. Gene Ontology annotation, biological process: mRNA splicing, via spliceosome. Bases 114 to 446 code for a protein of 110 amino acids.
UGCCAGAACUUGCGACUAUCCACUUCAGCGACUUGAAGCACCAUACCAGCCAAACCACCCAUUUGCAAGGUCUUCUUCCCAGAAAUCACCAAAAGAAAGAAAAAGAAAAAAAAAUGUCGCGUCAUCACCCCGAUCUCGUCAUGUGCCGCAAGCAGGCCGGUAUCGCCAUCGGCCGCCUCUGCGAUAAGUGCGACGGCAAGUGCCCCGUCUGCGACUCCUACGUGCGCCCGACGACCCUCGUUCGCAUCUGCGACGAGUGCUCCUUCGGCAACUACCAGAACAAGUGCGUCGUCUGCGGCGGUGAGGGCAUCUCGGACGCCUUCUACUGCUUCGAGUGCACGCGCCUCGAGAAGGACCGCGAUGGCUGCCCCAAGAUCAUAAACCUCGGCAGUUCCAGGACCGACCUGUUUUACCAGAAAAAGACCAAUCGGACGGCGACGUACUAGUCCCUGCGUCGCCCGGGUAUGGGCACCGGUGUGGUUCGACGAAAAGGAUACAGACGGCUACGAGCUUUACGGGAAUGGGCUUUUGCAUUGUCUGGCGUUCGGGCGUAUAGUGUCUGUCGCACACAGUUUGUGGAGGAAAGACUGGGGCUUCGUUUGGCAGUAGCCAGAAAUGAUGUUCUCUCUUCAUGUUGCGACAAAGCUUCAUUUUUUGCGUUAGUAUAAAAGAGGCCACGGACAAUUACGGCCAUUGUUCACCC